This is a messenger RNA of Eremomyces bilateralis CBS 781.70, 871 nucleotides long. Its product is annotated as COPI associated. Gene Ontology annotation, cellular component: Golgi membrane. The transcript is spliced from 6 exons. NCBI's taxonomy places the organism in Eukaryota, Fungi, Ascomycota, Dothideomycetes, Eremomycetales, Eremomycetaceae. The record is from RefSeq and is a predicted model, not a curated record. Gene Ontology annotation, biological process: vesicle-mediated transport. The coding region runs from base 74 to 469 and encodes 131 amino acids.
UCCUCCCUCUUCCGGCGACCGUAGAAUACGUCGUUACCGUCAACGGAACCGUGGAACUCUCCCAUCGACCGUCAUGGACUUCUCAGACAUUUUUCGAAUCGUCAACUUGGCGGUCGGGGUGUUCAUAGUGCUAGGAGGCAUCGGGCAGUUCUUUGUCGAGACUUCGAUACAGAGCUUCAUUGUCGGAGCAUACGUGAUCAUCUUUGGUUUGGGCACCGCAUUCCUUGAGUUUCAAAUACCGCCGCAAAUCGCCCGCUAUGCGUCGUUCAUGCUCUCCUUCAUCGGCCGUGGCAUCUUCUACAUCUUCGUCGGCUCCAUCGUCGUCGGCGACCAUUGGACGAAAUACGUGGCCGGGACGAUUGUCGGGAUCAUUGGCAUUGGAUACGUGGUCCUCGAGUUCAUCCCCAGCAUUGAGCCGCCGGCGAAUAUGAGGGACGCCGAUGUUGGCUGGGGCGCGGAGCAGGUGUAAACGACGAGAACGACAGCAAAACGCCUUUUCAGGCGACUUCACAACGUCAAAACCGUGAUGGUUGCCGAUGAGAUGAUGGCCGGUUUCAUGUCGCAGAAAUGGCAGGAUGGGUUUGCAAGGAAUCGUCCCAUGAAUUGCUCUUCCUGCGAUUCGAGCCCCUUGUUUAUAAUCUAAUGUUUCCUUUGGGAUGGCUAUCGGAUGGGUUGAGUAUGUGUCGCGAGAGCGUUGGUGUGGUUGGCACUGUAUAACUAAACAUGAAUACCAAUGGGUUGAUUCUUUGUCCUCUACAGGUUCUUAUGCUCUAUGCUGUUUAUCGAUGCCAGGCUUAUGUCUUUGUGCCGGCCAGAGAAAUCCCAGGCUGUGCCCGGUACUACACCCGGUACUGCAGGUUGGAGUUUGGAC